UGUGACGUCACAGAGAGCGAAGAGCGAGCGCUGGCGGAACAAACCAUUCUCAGUUUGUCCCCCAAAUCCUGCAGCGGCACCUCCACAUCGUGAUUACCGUUCUCCUUCCGAGCCAGCUUUCUAACGUGAAACAUUGCCCAGACACCGCUCUACAGAUACAUUUUGGGAUAAACCCGACGUACGGGAGACAAACAGGCAGAAAAAAAAUGGUAAACCCAUACUUCCUGAAGCAAACCUCCUGGGGGUGUGCGGCUGUAACACAAGUAAGAUGUUUUUUUCCUCCAAUAAAUUAAGAUCUAAUUGCAAAAAAAAGUACGAAAAUGGCAUGUUGGGGUAAAAGCGUGUUCCCUCUCUGAGUUUCUGAAGAAGGGUCUAGGCCCGAAACGUCAGCCUCUCUGCUCCUAUGAUGCUGCUUGGCCUGCUGUGUUCAUCCAGCCCUGCACCUUGUUGUCUCGCAGUUCCUACUAUCCUUGUUAUCUCUUCCCUCUCUCCCUCCUGGAAUCGGAAUGGUUUGAUCCGCCUGCGCUCGCUCUUCGAUCUCUGUGACGUCACAGCGGAGCGCGUGCCCCGUGGCUAAGUUCGGAGCAUGCUCGAUCACUCGCCAUAAACCAAGGCUGGUUAACGCGGUAUUGGUGGGAAAGGACAAGGACCGAGGCUGCCUUUCAAUCAAAUUCAACAACGUGGAGCUUUACAACUCCUUUUGACUAGGAUCCAGAUUGGUAAAGGGAAACAAUAGGCAGGAACAAGUUAGCUCACUUAGACUUACCACAAGGGGAAACAGCACUAAUGUGGUUGCAUCCGCUGGCUCAAAACCACCUGCAGAUGAUGAUCACUUUUAACAUUGGCCAUCUAGCUUUGCUGUGGGUUUCUGCUUUUGGAUUAUCCUCAGUGUCCAUAGUGGAGACAUAUUGUUUGAAAUGUGAAAAGAAAAUUCAACCUACCUUGAAACUCAUUGACUACCAGAUCCAGCUAUAUCCAAGUGGUAGUAAUUACGUAAGACAACUUACUUUCAUUAAUGCUUUCCUCCAAGGGAAGAAACUGCCCACAGGUUCACAGAACUUGCCGUUAACAGAGAACAUUCAUAAGGAACUGGCCAAUCCUACAGAGUUAUCUGCAAAUGUUCUUACCUCCAUAAGAAAUGAAAUACAUAACUUUCUGAAAAAUAAUUUUGAGAACAAAAAGAUGACCACCAUCACAGCUGUGGUGAGGCAGUAUGCACAGCUCAUUCAGGCACCUGUUCUACCAGAUCAACGGUGUAAUUAUUCAAAUUAUAUACGUUUAGUUCACUGUGGCACCUGUAAGACAAGAAAUGUAGCAUGUCUAUCUGGAAAAUACCGCAGAACAAAACGAGGAAUACGUUUUAAAGUUGGAAAAAUCAAAUUGGACAUGCUUUCUCAAUCCUCCAAAAUUCCAAUGCCUCGAUCAGUACUGUACUCUAUUCCUGUUGCUGUUGCUAUUGUUGGUUUUCUCUGCUUUAUCACAUUUUAUUGUGAUGUUCCCCAUCGAUGAGCAGAAAUCUUCAUCUGUUAAUUAUCACUUGAGAGUUGUCAAAUGUAUCACUCCUAAACUUGCAAAUGUAAAUAGGGAUUCCCUUUAUCUAUUGUAAGUGUCUAAAAUGACAUGUAGCUUCAGCUAGGUGACACUGACUAAAUAGCUUCUCUGGUAUUCGGGGAAACUUGCAGCACAUCUCGUUUCUAGCAAAGAAGUAAUCCAACGUGCUGAAGAAGAUCAGAACUUCUGUGAAUUUUAUAAAAGGACAAAAUAAAUGUGCAUGAAAAUCUGUCAUUCAAUAAAAAAUUAUUUUGGAAA
Messenger RNA from Rhincodon typus (whale shark), 1809 nucleotides. RefSeq lists its product as uncharacterized. The transcript has 7 exons. The record is from RefSeq and is a predicted model, not a curated record. Lineage: Eukaryota; Metazoa; Chordata; Chondrichthyes; Orectolobiformes; Rhincodontidae. The coding region runs from base 787 to 1509 and encodes 240 amino acids.